This is a messenger RNA of Loxodonta africana (African savanna elephant), 1428 nucleotides long. It is a transcript of the gene MRPL38, whose product is annotated as mitochondrial ribosomal protein L38. Bases 39 to 1181 code for a protein of 380 amino acids. Lineage: Eukaryota; Metazoa; Chordata; Mammalia; Proboscidea; Elephantidae. The transcript has 9 exons. Gene Ontology annotation, cellular component: mitochondrial large ribosomal subunit. The record is from RefSeq and is a predicted model, not a curated record.
CGGCGUCGGCGGCGACGGGGGCGCAGAGCUGGGCGAAGAUGGCGGCGCCCUGGUGGCGAGCCGCGCUGUACGGAAGUCGGAGAUGGCGGGCUUUCAGCACCUCCGCCGCCUGCAGCCGCCGGACCGCCCCGCUGGGGCCGAUGCCCAACGAGGACAUCGAUGUGAGCAACCUGGAGCGGCUGGAGAAGUACCGGAGCUUCGAGCGCUACCGGCGCCGCGCGGAGCAGGAGGCGCGGGCCCCGCACUGGUGGCGGACCUACUGGGAGCAUUUCGGGGAGAAGUCAGACCCCAAAGACAAGAUUGACAUCGGGCUGCCUCCACCCAAGAUCUGCCAGACCCAACGGCUGCUGGAGCGGAAACAGGUCCUCCGGGAGCUGCGGGAGAACAUGGAGGAGGAGCAGGCUGCCCGCCUCCGCACAGCACGGAUCCCACUGGAGGAGGUGUGGGCCGAGUGGGAGAGGACCUGCGGCCCCUACCACAAGCAGAGGCUAGCCGAGUACUACGGCCUCUACCGAGAUCUGUUCCACGGUGCCACUUUCGUGCCCCGCAUCCCCCUGCACGUGGCCUACGCCGUGGGUGAGGAGGACCUGAUGCCCGUAUACCACGGCAAUGAGGUCACUCCAACUGAGGCCACCCAGGCCCCAGAAGUGACCUAUGAAGCAGACGAGGGCUCCCUGUGGACACUGCUGCUCACCAACUUGGAUGGACACCUACUGGAGCCAGACGCCGAGUACGUCCACUGGCUGGUAACCAACAUCCCGGGCAACCGUGUGGCCGAAGGGCAGGAGACAUGUCCCUACCUGCCCCCCUUCCCUGCCCGAGGCUCUGGAUUCCACCGCUUUGCCUUCCUGCUCUUCAAGCAGGACAAGCCAAUCGACUUCUCCGAGGACACCCGCCCCUCACCCUGCUACCAGCUUGCCCAGCGGACCUUCCACACUUUUGAUUUCUAUAAGAAACACCAGGAAGCCAUGACUCCAGCUGGGCUAGCCUUCUUCCAGUGCCGCUGGGAUGACUCAGUCACCCAUGUCUUCCACCAGCUUCUUGACAUGCGGGAGCCCGUGUUUGAGUUUGUGCGGCCACCCCCUUACCACCCCAGGCAGAAGCGGUUCCCCCACCGGCAGCCCCUGCGCUACCUGGACCGGUAUAGGGACAGUCACGAACCCACCUACGGCAUCUACUGAGGGCCUGAGUGCCUCCUACCUGUGUGGGUGGGCUGGGCCUCUCAGGCCAUCCUGCGUGGUUCUGGCUGGCAGGAGCAAUAAAGACGGCUCUGGAGGGCCAGGCUGGCAGAAGCAACAAUGACAGGGCUCUGGAGGACCAAGCUGUAGGCUUGGGCCUGGCUUCAGGCCACCCCUCUGUGGCCCUCCCAGCAGGCUCAGGGACGGUGUAGUCAGGUAGAGGAUGUGAAUAAAGAUGGUUUCUGCUGUA